CAAACAAUCUCAGCAGGCCGUGAUCUUCUGUCCUGUCACUUCACAUGCUGUCAAUUGCCAAUCGUGUCCGGUACAGAAAGAAACAAACACAGCCGUUUCCUAGCCCGGUAUGUGUACUCGCGACUGUUACCGUGUGUUUGGCUACUUUCUCGGCUUUCUGUGGAUGGUCAGUGCCGUGUACUAUACGACCGAAACGGUCGAACUGCUGAAGCUGAUGCGGUUACGGUGCGAUAAGGUGUCCGGGUCGUUACGUGCUCCGGACGACGGCGAUGACGACGCCGCGCCGGACGCCGGUCCGGCUCGGUUACAGUUUAGCACGGAAAUGAUUGCCCGCGUGUGUGAGUUCUAUACCCAUCUGGAUGUGUUUUUACCGUACCACAUCAUCACGACCAUCAUCAAAAUGACGCCCGGUGUACUGCUGGUGGUUGGAAUAUUUAAGAACAACAUCACGCUAGUGCAGGUGUUUGCGGUGUACGGUCUGCUCGAGGAGUGUUUCUUUGUGAUUGUGUUUUCGAAAAUAUUUGCCGUCAUACAAGCGAUCAACACGUCCGUCUGGAUCUAUUGGAUUAUUGUAAUAUUUUGCUUGAAGCUGUUUUUCGCCAUCUGGAUACUGUUGGGUGUGUAUGCGGCGAUACAGCCCCGCAGCAGGGCAUCCCGUCCUCCGCGCGUUUAACAAUCACAACCACCAAAUAACAACGCAGCGACACGGAUUUUCUUUGGAAAUAUGAAAUAUUAUUUACUAUAAUUGCUUCGCCUACUAGCUACUAGAGACAGAGAACAUAAAUACACCGGAGUGAAGGAAGAAGGGUUAAUAAUAAUUAUCAUAAUCAGCUAUUAACAGGAAUGCCAUGCGUGUUUAUCCCAUGCGCUCGCUUACAAUGCUACCUAGGGCGUUCGGCGAACGGGUGCGCCGGGAGUGUGGAAAUAAUAAAGCGCAAUAAUAAAAUAAUAAUAUUUGUUUAA
Molecule: messenger RNA, 963 nt
Organism: Anopheles merus
Lineage: Eukaryota; Metazoa; Arthropoda; Insecta; Diptera; Culicidae
Exons: 3
Coding region: 110-673 (187 amino acids)
Source: RefSeq, a predicted model, not a curated record